Messenger RNA from Tinamus guttatus (white-throated tinamou), 507 nucleotides. Its product is annotated as tubulin polymerization-promoting protein family member 2. Gene Ontology annotation, molecular function: tubulin binding. Lineage: Eukaryota; Metazoa; Chordata; Aves; Tinamiformes; Tinamidae. Gene Ontology annotation, biological process: positive regulation of protein polymerization; microtubule bundle formation; microtubule polymerization. Gene Ontology annotation, cellular component: microtubule. The record is from RefSeq and is a predicted model, not a curated record.
AUGUCCGGGGUGGAGGAGGCUUUCCGCAAGUUUGCGACCUACGGUGACACGGCCGCCAGUGGCAAUGACAUGACAGGGAAGAACUUCUCCAAGAUGUGCAAGGAGUGUGGCGUCAUGGACGGCAAGGCUGUGACCAGCACUGACGUCGACAUCGUUUUCAACAAAGUCAAGACCAAGGGCGCCCGCACCAUCACCUUCGCGCAGUUCCAGCAGGCCAUGAAGGAGCUCUGUGGCAAGCGCUUCAAGGGCAAGGCACCUGAGGAGGCGCUGGAGGCCGUCUACGGCCUCCUGGACGGCAAGGAGCCUGCCAACGUGGGCGUUACGAAAGCCACCAAGGCCGGCGCGGUGGAGCGGCUGACGGACACGAGCAAGUACACCGGCAGCCACAAGGAGCGCUUUGACGAGAGCGGCAAGGGGAAGGGGCUGGCGGGCCGCGAGGAACUCACCGACAACCGCGGUUACGUGGGUGCCUACAAAGGCGCCGGCACCUACGACAAGACGCACUAG